CACACACCAUCAUCACCACAUCACAUCCCUCUUCCAACCAACUACAUCCAUCACCUCAAAGCAACCUCUUAGUCUCAAGAAAAACCACCAAAAUGACCACAGACGGAUAUACCACCCUAUCAGAAACAAUAACAACCUACUUCACCUCCAUCGACGCCGGCGACCUCCCGACCACCAUGUCGCUCUUCUCCCCCACCGCAACCUUCACCGUGGUCACGGCAGGCAACGUAACCUUCACAGGCCGGGAUGCUAUCCAGGCCAUGCUGGAUGACUUCAUCACCCAGUCUACCUCAAUGGAGCACCGGGUGAUGAGCAUGAUUGUUGAUGAGAAGGCGGGGAAAGUCGCCACGCAGCAGCGGUAUAUUGGGAUUCCGGAGGAUGGGAUGCAGAGAGAUAUGCUUAAUUGUAAUUUCUUUGAUGUGGACGAUGAGGGGAGGAUUGAGAAGGUCGUGGUUUGGAUGGGUGGGGGGAGUCCGUUGGGGUAGAUUGUUUUGGUUGGUGGUGUUUGCUGCGAAGAUUAAUUAAAUCUAAUCGUU
This is a messenger RNA of Aspergillus costaricaensis CBS 115574, 536 nucleotides long. RefSeq names its product nuclear transport factor 2 family protein. The coding region runs from base 93 to 485 and encodes 130 amino acids. NCBI's taxonomy places the organism in Eukaryota, Fungi, Ascomycota, Eurotiomycetes, Eurotiales, Aspergillaceae. The transcript has a single exon. The record is from RefSeq and is a predicted model, not a curated record.